UGCUGGUCAUUCCCGGGGUGCGGGUCAUUCCCGGGCUGGGGGUCAUUCCCGAGUGGUGAAUUCCCGUGGUGGGAGUCAUUCUAGGGGCGCGGGUCAUUCCCGGGCGGUGAAUUCCUGAGAGCUCCGGUCCGCGGGGCCGGCCCCGAUGCGGGCAGGAGCCGGCGCCGGGCCAUGAGCAACGCCACGGCCCCCACGGCCCCGGGCGCGGCGGGGGACUCGCUGGUGGGCUCCGUGCUGGGGCCCUUCCUCCUCCUCACCCUCCUCGGCGCCCUCCUGGCCGCGGUGAUGUACGUCAAGAAGAAGCGCAGGUCCGACCGGCUGCGGCACCGGCUGCUGCCCAUGUACAGCUACGACCCGGCUGAGGAGCCGCCCGAGUCGGAGCAGGAGCUGCUGGCGGAGGCCGAGGAGGCUCAGGUGGUGCCCGGCUGGGGGGGACCCUCGCCCGCUUGGCCACCGCGCAGGGACUGGAGGGCCUGACUCUGCCUGGAGCACCGGGACCCCCGGAUCCUGCCCCUGACUCUGCCUGGAGCACCGGGACCCCCGGAUCCCGCCCGCGGGAGGGAAGGGAGCACGGGGGCAGCGCUGGUUCCACCAGCCAGAACGGGCAGGACGUGCCCUCAGUGGUGCCACGAUGCCACAGCCGCUGCCCCCACCUCUGAGCGCUGACCAGGAGGGGACAUCUCCUACCUCAGUGCCUGGUUUUGCUUUUUUUUUUUUUUUUUUUUUUGCUUGAACUGGUCCAGCAGCUCCUCGGACAGCCCAGGAGGGCCCGCUGGGGCUGGCAGACCGGCGGGGAGCAGCAGGCUCUGCUGGCACGGGAUGCCUGGGGGAAGAUGGGGUGAAUAAACGUGUCUCUGCCUUGGC
Molecule: messenger RNA, 864 nt
Organism: Motacilla alba alba
Lineage: Eukaryota; Metazoa; Chordata; Aves; Passeriformes; Motacillidae
Gene: SMIM29
Product: small integral membrane protein 29
Exons: 5
Coding region: 172-477 (101 amino acids)
Source: RefSeq, a predicted model, not a curated record